UAAGCAUGAACAAGCUGACAAAAAUACAUGCUCAUCUGCUAAAAGAUGCACAUAAUCUGGAAUUUUUGUUUCUACAACAUAACGAGAUAACAGGUAUACCUGACAACCUUUUUCAAAAUGCUUCCAGCCUCAAAUAUGUGUUUCUUAACAAUAAUAACCUUACUGUGAUUGGUCCGGGAUCUUUCAGGGGAGCUUCAAAUCUGAAAACGUUGGCUCUUUCUAACAACCAUAAGCUAGCAGAUUUAGAGUCUGACUCUUUCAACUACGCUGAUUUUGGUAACCUCUCCCUUCUCUACGUUUUAGAGACAGCUCUUGUGCGAGUAAACAUGAAAACUUUCACAAAUCACGAGAAGGUCGGGCUGGUGAUCUCUCCCGCCGAAAAUGUGUUCCAGUUUCCAGCCCCAUUAGACGAAAGAUUUCGAGAAGGACUGGAACGCAAUGGAUUCACUUGUAACCAACACUUAUGUACUCCUUGCGACUUUGGAACUUAUCAAAAAGGAGCUAGCAACGGUUCCUAUGUCUGCGAAAAGUGUCCUCCAGGUGGAUUUUAUCAGAAUGCUGUUGGCCAAUUCGGAACCAUAGCAGGACGCACAGGAUGUCUUCCCUGUCCCAAGGGUACCUACCUGGAGAUAGAUAAGUUCCCUGGGAAACGCCGGCAAAUGUGCCGCGUUUGUCCUGCCGGAUCCAAGAGCGAUGAGUGGGCGAGUUAUCGAGGUUGUUUCUGUAUUGACUCGUUUUACCGAAAAGGUCGCUUUACACAAUGCGAAGCAUGUCCUACGGACGUCAGAGGAAUCCUGUGCAACGAGACAAUAUUGGUCAAGGAAGGGUAUUGGUGGAGAUUCAGAGAUUAUAACGAAAGCUGGGAAUAUCAAAGGUUUGUUGACACCUUGAUGGUGCCCGGUGAACAAUACAACCACAAAGAUAUCAAUUUCACAGGAAUCUUCCCCAGGCCAUAUCCAUGUCCCACUGCUUCUUCGUGUUUAGGUUCCCUAAACUCUGUUAGGAAACCGUGUAAUACUGGUUAUGGUGGACCAUUGUGCGAGGUUUGCAACAAAGGCUAUUAUAAAUCUUUGACUAGAUGCACGAAAUGCCCGAGUCUUCUCUGGCUUUUAGCACAGAUGGCCGCCAUCGCAUUCGUCAUUAUCAUCCUUAUCUUUAUUCUUGUUCGUGACGAGAGGGGAGCCAAGAUCAAGGGACGAACACUAUCUGAUAUUGUGCUAGCCCGUUUAAAGAUCGUCAUAGGCUUCUAUCAGGUUACAGCUGGUACUUUAGAUGCGUUCUCGUACGUCCAGUGGCCUGAAGCUCUUCUACAACUCAACAACUAUUUCAAGUUCGUCCAGUUUAACGUGGUCCAGAUUGCUCCUUUCCUUUGUUUCAAAGACAGCUUAAAGAUGAACGCCUACGUUGGUCUGUUGUUAAUUAUGUCAGUGAAUGGAGGGAUCAUUGUAUCAGCGUUUGUGUAUUUUCAGAGCAGGAAACUAUUUAUCAGACUCAAGAAGAACUUGUCUUCGGAGGAAAAGGAGGUAGAGAUUUCGCUGAGCAAGGAACACUGCUAUCGAACUGCCUUCCUGGUUAUGUUUAUUACAUAUCCGGAGGUUAGUUCAAGAAUCCUGCGUAUGCUUCCUCCUGCCUGUCAUAAAAUCUGCCAGGAUGUGGCAAUGAAAGAUUGCACUUACUACCUAAAAAUGGAUUAUAGUUUAAAAUGUUUUGAUAAGUCCUACCGUAAGUACGUGACUGUUGCCUACGUGGGAGCCGCAUACCCUCUGCUUUUCCCUCUGUUCAUUGUCUGCAUUCUCUAUCUGCUGUAUUAUCGACCUCAAGUCAAAAACCGCGAUCAAAGUACUGAAACAAAGCGGGAUCAAAUCACAGAAGGCAUGCGCUUCAUCUAUGAAAACUACGACAAGCGUUGCUGGUACUGGGAAUUAGUGGAGAUGGUGCGGAAGUUGAUCCUUACUUCCGGUUUGGCCCUGAUUGGCGCUGAGGGGCGGACCUAUGUUGGAAUGGUAGCAAUGGCGUCAGGAUUCUACGCUGUAGCGUAUGCCCAGGCUCAGCCAAUCCCCUAUAAGUUUGAACACCUGUUGCAACUGGUGUCUCUUGUAGCCACUUUCUUCAGUUUGAGUGUUGGCGUAUUGUUAAGGAUUCCAUCUGAAAUGCUGAACUAUUCUAUCGAAAAAGACAAAGAUUCUAUUGGUAUCACUGUAUUGCUGGUGACGGCCAAUUUGAUGGUCAUAGGAUUGGUUGUCGUGCGAUAUAUUAUAUCUCUGGGACAAAGUCUGUAUGGUGUCUGUAAGAACCCACAAUGCAACUGGGAGUGCUGUUUGAGGGUGGUCCUAUCAGCACAAAGUGCAAAUACAGAUGAGGAGGACAUUGAUAGUGGCGGACACAAUCGUGUGGAGUCCACCAUGAAAAGCAUUUCAAGUAACAUGGGAAUGGGCGAGGACGGCGUUGAAAACUGGAAUAGUGGAGGCAACGACAAUGAAGCCACACAAAACGAUUGGUGUUCCUUUCUCUCUCUGGAGGACGACAAUAACGAGAUAGAGUUUUCAUGCGGGAGCCAAGCCAAACACGAAGAUGAAUCUCUAGAGGUCGAAAUGGCAAGCUUAAAAGGCGACUCGAAUAUUCCUGAAGUGCAGUUCAAGAGAGGUUAUACGGGAGUUUCCAUUAAUCACCCCGCAGCUGCCUCAAAGAAAGUGGUUACAGAAGUAAACAAAAGCCACGAACAAUCGCUUGACCUGACUUAUUCGGUUGUUACCAAGAAAAAACGCGAAGAGAAGGCAAAAUAAGAAGUUAUGAUUCAAAUCUGCAAUAGUACCGUAUACACCAGGGAAAAAUUGAAGACCUCAUUCUAGAUAAGUGCUAAAUUGUCAAAGGCAUUGUCCUUAUUCGUUGACUUUAUAAAGCAGUCUUUUCAUUGCAAACCUUAGAAGAGGCAAUAAUUUAGUAUUAAUUACACUUGUCUUUCAUAAAGGGCCAGAAGAUGAAGGGUUUUCAUUUGUUUCGAGCUUCAUCACAUUUUACCUGCUCGUGUUUCUAAGGGAUCAACCU
This is a messenger RNA of Stylophora pistillata, 3045 nucleotides long. RefSeq lists its product as uncharacterized. The record is from RefSeq and is a predicted model, not a curated record. Lineage: Eukaryota; Metazoa; Cnidaria; Anthozoa; Scleractinia; Pocilloporidae. Gene Ontology annotation, molecular function: protein binding. Gene Ontology annotation, cellular component: extracellular matrix.